AUGCACACCCGCCACACUAACAACACCCAUGCACUCAAGCACACCCGCCACACUGACAACACACAUGCACUCAUGCACACCCACCACACUAACAACACUCAUGCACUCAUGCACACCCACCACACUAACAACACUCGUGCACUCAUGCACAACCGCCACACUAACAACACUCAUGCACUAAUGCACACCCACCACACUAACAACACACAUGCACUCAUGCACACCCGCCACACUAACAACACUCGUGCACUCAUGCACACCCGCCACACUGACAGCACUCAUGCACUCAUGCACACCCGCCACACUAACAACACCCGUGCACUCAUGCACACCCACCACACUAACAACACUCAUGCACUCAUGCACACCCGCCACACUAACAACACACAUGCACUCAUGCACACCCGCCACACUAACAACACUCAUGCACUCAUGCACACCCGCCACACUAACAACACACAUGCACUCAUGCACACCCACCACACUAACAACACUCAUGCACUCAUGCACACCCACCACACUAACAACACUCGUGCACUCAUGCACAACCGCCACACUAACAACACUCAUGCACUAAUGCACACCCACCACACUAACAACACACAUGCACUCAUGCACACCCGCCACACUAACAACACUCGUGCACUCAUGCACACCCGCCACACUGACAGCACUCAUGCACUCAUGCACACCCGCCACACUAACAACACCCGUGCACUCAUGCACACCCACCACACUAACAACACUCAUGCACUCAUGCACACCCGCCACACUAACAACACACAUGCACUCAUGCACACCCGCCACACUAACAACACUCAUGCACUCAUGCACACCCGCCACACUAACAACACCCAUGCACUCAUGCACACCCGCCACAUUGACAACACUCAUGCACACCCGCCACACUAA
Messenger RNA from Nerophis lumbriciformis (worm pipefish), 912 nucleotides. Lineage: Eukaryota; Metazoa; Chordata; Actinopteri; Syngnathiformes; Syngnathidae. The record is from RefSeq and is a predicted model, not a curated record.